AUGGCGAAUCCUAGGCAGCGCAGGAAGGCUCGUUCUGGCUCUCAUACGUCUGUGUCGCAUUCGAAACGAGCCAAGACGUUGCACCUGAAAAAGCAACCAGCUAUCCGCGGGCCGAAAGUACUACAAGAAGCCUGGGACAAAAAGAAGACAGUACGUCAAAACUAUGCCGCCCUGGGCCUUUCCGCAUCCCUCAAUCCUCGGUCAGCCGGUGGUACAGAGGGCGCAAAGGGCAAGGCAUUGGCCGAUGCGGAGCUCAUCACACGUCAAAGAGAGCCGUCAGGAUCUCAAAACCGCUCAGAUGAAGUGACUCAGAUAGUCCCCAAGGGCUUUGGUCGCAUCGUUCGAGACGAAGACGGCAAUGUCGUCGACGUGGUGAUGGAUGAAGAGGAAGAGGAAGAGAACGACGAUGUAUCUGCAGACGAUCGUGGAGGACUGGUCGAGGAUAAGGCCUCAGUGAUUGCGCCUGAAGCUGCGAGCUGGGUAACCGGCGUGCAACAACAUCCGGAUGCACGAACAGAUGUUGUAGAAGCUCUGGAAGCUUCCGCUGCGAUGGCAAAACCGGUGCCACGAGGGACUUCCAAGGGUGAGCGCGGUUACCUCGAGCGCCUCGUUGAGAAGUACGGCAAAAAUGUGGACGCCAUGGCCCGCGAUCGCAAGUUGAACACAAAUCAGCACACGGCCGGAGAGUUGUCUCGCGCAAUUCGGAAGGCGGGCGGUUUCGCGACCCUCGGCUCGGGAUAG
Messenger RNA from Peniophora sp. CBMAI 1063, 741 nucleotides. The record is from the annotation of a GenBank genome assembly. Lineage: Eukaryota; Fungi; Basidiomycota; Agaricomycetes; Russulales; Peniophoraceae.